AUGGAAGUGAAUGGUGAACCAGAUAUAGCUGGUAUUUUCAGCGCGGCUUUAAUGCCGUUGAAAGAUAUGAAAGAUGCAGAUAUUUUGGACCAGUAUGAAAUGAACAUGGCUGAUGGAAAUAUAACACCUGACGUUCUAGAACAUUUAUCUCAAAGAACUACACAGAACCAUAAAGAUGGUAUAUUUGGUGAAGAGUUUAGAAAGAAAGUUAGGGAGAGAGAAGGAAGAGAACCUAUUGUACAUGACCUUGCAAACGAAAGUUUGCAAAAUGUCAUAAAAACUUACUUUGCAGACAAUGAACCGAGAAGGGAUGAAUAUUUAAGAAAACUCAAAUGGACAGUACCAAAUGAAAUGUUAGUAUUGAAAAACAUGUUCCUUGACAAAAUAAAACCAACUACAGAAAUAAACGACGCAAGACUGAAAGAUUGGGUAAAAGCUUUCCCAUUCACAAAAGAUAUAGUUGGUAACAUGGAAAGAAAACCAGAAUGGCUACAAAAACAUAUAUUUGGAAACGAGCUUAUUCCAUAUGGACAAGCUCUGUUUGAAGAGCUUGAACCAGAAACUCAGGAAAGAGUCAUGCAAACAAUACGCGAAGACUCAAAUACAGACUAUGACAAACUCUUUCUAGGAUAUAGGUUACCUGAGAUGGGCGACCAGAGCCAAAAGGCAAAAAGGACAUGGGAAAUUUGCAACAUACUAGAUGAACAUAAUGCAAAGAUGCAACAACUUCAAGCAGAGGGCAAUGAAGGAAAAAGAAGAGUUAAAAACUCAGUCAGGAAGAAAGUAAAGCUUGGUCCACGUGGGUUCUAUUAUGACAUAUAA
Trichomonas vaginalis G3 is the source of this 822-nucleotide messenger RNA. RefSeq names its product protein of unknown function, DUF4106 family. The transcript has a single exon. Bases 1 to 822 code for a protein of 273 amino acids. The record is from RefSeq and is a predicted model, not a curated record. Lineage: Eukaryota; Parabasalia; Trichomonadida; Trichomonadidae.